This is a messenger RNA of Kalmanozyma brasiliensis GHG001, 1080 nucleotides long. Its product is annotated as Phosphatidic acid phosphatase type 2/haloperoxidase. The transcript has a single exon. The record is from RefSeq and is a predicted model, not a curated record. Gene Ontology annotation, biological process: phospholipid metabolic process. Gene Ontology annotation, molecular function: phosphatidate phosphatase activity. Lineage: Eukaryota; Fungi; Basidiomycota; Ustilaginomycetes; Ustilaginales. The coding region runs from base 1 to 1080 and encodes 359 amino acids.
AUGACGGACCACGCACCCACCGCCUCCUCCUCGUCGCACACAGGCAACGGCCAGCAGCAAUCGAAUCGCGAGUCGCUCUACUCGCAACUGCGCUGGUCAUCGCACCACACCCCCAUCACACGUCGGCGCAAGCUCGAACUUCUCCGCUCCUACCUCCCCGACUGGAUCAUUACGAUCCUUCUUGCGGGUCUGCUGGCGAUUAUCAACAACGUCCACGGCUUCCGACGGGAGUUCUCGCUCACGGAUACAUCCAUUCAGCACACGUAUGCGGUGCACGAGCGGGUGCCGACGUGGUUGCUUGGCGUGCUGGCGGUGUUGAUCCCUGCGAUCAUCAUCGUUGGGUUUUCACUUGGAGUCUCGAAUUCGGUGUGGGACCUGCACAACGGUCUGCUCGGCUUCGUGCUCGCCCAAGCACUCACUGUGACCGUCACGACAAUCAUUAAGUGCACAGUCGGCCGACCUCGACCGGAUCUGAUCGACAGGUGUCAACCGGCUCCCGGCUCCGUCAACGCCUCGCCGUACGGCCUCGUCACCGACAUCAUCUGCACCGUCGGCGUCGACAACAAGAUCCUCCGCGACGGCUUCCGCUCGUUCCCCUCGGGUCACGCCUCGACCUCCUUCGCAGGCUUCACCUAUCUCUCGCUCUACCUCGCCGGCAAGCUGCACCUGUUCGACCGUCGAGGGCACGCGGUAACGGCCUGGCUAUGCGGCACCCCGCUCAUGGCUGCCACCCUCAUCGCCGUCAGCCGCACCAUGGACUACAGACACCACGCAACCGACGUCAUUGCUGGCGGCCUUUUGGGGCUGGUAGUAGCAUACUGGAGCUACAAGCUCUACUAUCCCCCGCUGGGCCAUGCGCAGAGUCACAAGCCGUACUCGCCCCGCAUCCCCAAUGAACGGAUGAUGGGCGCGGGCGAAGAGGGUUACGCACCAACGCAGGGCGAAGAGCGGGAGGGAUUGAGACCGUUCCGUGUGCAGAGCGGCCGCGAAGACGAGGGCAACCCGUACAAGCCCCACGGUCACAACGGGCUCGACACCUCGAUCGAAUAUCCAGACCGAGAGACCGUUCCUCGUGUAUAA